This is a messenger RNA of Humulus lupulus (European hop), 1837 nucleotides long. Its product is annotated as protochlorophyllide-dependent translocon component 52, chloroplastic-like. Gene Ontology annotation, molecular function: 2 iron, 2 sulfur cluster binding; chlorophyllide a oxygenase activity. The transcript is spliced from 7 exons. The record is from RefSeq and is a predicted model, not a curated record. The coding region runs from base 86 to 1666 and encodes 526 amino acids. NCBI's taxonomy places the organism in Eukaryota, Viridiplantae, Streptophyta, Magnoliopsida, Rosales, Cannabaceae.
ACACUCUUACACUUCGAUAUGUUAGAAAGAAACACAGCCUCAAGUUUCCUUACAAACGAGUUUGAAAGUAUCUACAUCAAUCGCCAUGGAAGCCCUGAGAGUGUGCUCUGUUCAUUCUCUCGGCUUUCCAGCCAGACCAAGCAAAACCCAGUUCACAAAAUUCAUUCCCAGUUCAUCUUUCUCGCCAGACCAAAGAAACCACUCAAAAUCGAAGCUUUUCAAGGCCGCUUCAUCAUCUGUUUCAACAGAGCUCACUGACCCUUUUCAGCCAGAGCUUGAAACUCAAACCCCGGAUGGGAAAUUCGAUUGGUAUGCACAGUGGUACCCGAUUAUGCCGCUUUGUGACCUGGAUAAGAGGAGGCCACAUGCAAAGAAGGUCAUGGGUCUUGAUGUGGUGGUUUGGUGGGACAGAAAUGAGAGUGCUUGGAAGGUGUUUGAUGAUAGUUGUCCUCAUAGAUUGGCUCCAUUAUCUGAAGGAAGGAUUGAUCAGUGGGGCAGGUUGCAGUGUGUGUACCAUGGUUGGUGUUUUAAUGGCUCUGGUGACUGCAAGUUUAUUCCACAAGCACCCCCAGAUGGCCCUCCGAUUCAAACAUCCAAGAAAGCAUGCGUAGCUGCUUAUCCAAGUACAGUGCUGAAUGAUAUCCUCUGGUUUUGGCCUAAUACCGAUCCUCAAUACAAAGAUAUUCUUGUGAAGAAAAGUCCCCCAUAUAUUCCAGAACUUAAUGAUCCAUCAUAUAUAUCCUCAAUGGGAAAUAGGGAUUUUCCUUUCGGAUAUGAAAUCUUGCUCGAGAACCUUAUGGACCCUUCUCAUGUUCCAUAUGCACAUUAUGGAAUACUGCCAACUCGGCAACCCGAAAAUAAGUUGGAUAGGGAGGGAGGCAGACCCCUGAACAUGAGAGUGAAUAAGUUGGACGCAAAUGGUUUUUUUGCAAAGCAAGAUUGGGCAGGUAAUAGUGAAUUCAUCGCACCAUGUAUUUUUUAUGGUCAUUCUGCUGCUUUACCGGAUAAAGGCAAUCGGGCUACAUCGUCAUCUGGAACCAAAAAGGAAAGGAGAAUGGGUUUAAUUUUCAUGGGGGUUCCAGUUAGUCCAGGUAAAAGCAGAUUGAUAUGGGCUAUCCCAAGGAAUUUCAAUCUUUGGAUGGACAAGAUUUUUCCAAGAUGGAUAUUUCAUCUUGGACAGAACUUGAUUUUGGAUUCAGAUUUAUAUCUUCUUCAUGUUGAGGAGCGAAGGAUAUUAGAGUUUGGGUCAGCUCAAUGGAGUCGGGCAUGUUAUGUGCCAACAAAGGCAGAUGCUCUGGUGGUUGGUUUUAGAAAUUGGUUAAAUAGAUAUGGUGGUGGUCAGGUUGAUUGGAGAGGAAAAUUCAGUGGAGUUCUUCCUCCAUCUCCUCCCAGAGAACAAAUUAUGGACAGGUACUGGUCCCAUGUGGUGAAUUGCCCCAGCUGUAGUGCAGCAUACAAAGGUCUGAAUGUGCUUAAAGUUGUGCUCAGCCUCACCUCUCUUGUUUUGAUUGGUCUCGUAGCUGCAACCAAGCUAGCCACUGCCUCAGUUGCUUUGAGAGCUACAAUGGUCUCACUCUCCAUUCUAUGCUUUGCAGCUUCAAAAUGGCUGGCUCACUUUGUCUACAAGAACUUUCACUUUCAUGACUAUAUUCAUGCUUUUCAUUAACACCAUAUAAAUACAAGUAUAAUUUAUAUAUUGGUGAAAUAUAUUAUCAUGGAGAGAUUGUAAAUAUGAACAUAUUGGAUACUUGUAAAUAUGAGAUUAUCAUAAUGUUAUUAAGGCGAAAUGUAAUUCACAGUCAUUUUUUAACUGACUUUAAAUGGCCUUUUUCAAGUA